UGCCAGAAGCUGUCCAGAGUAGUUCCGCGUGGGAUUCGUGCCCUAGUGUGAGAAGAGAGUUCCUUGCACUGUCGGCAGUGGUCCAGAUACUUGCAGAGCGUGUGUUCUCGUUCUCGGGCUGCUUCGCGUGAGCGUUCCGGGUGGAGAGGCUGCUGCUGAAACAGCAGAUCGAAUAAAAUUCGUUUUUGAACUUUUCUCGAUAAGACUGAGAAAUUAAGCAACAGUAACCAUCAAGAAGAAAAAUGUCGGUGACACUGCAUACAGAUGUAGGUGAUAUUAAAAUAGAAAUCUUCUGCGAGAGGACACCCAAAGCAUGUGAAAAUUUCUUGGCUCUCUGUGCCAGUAAUUACUACAAUGGCUGUAUAUUUCAUAGAAAUAUCAAGGGUUUCAUGGUUCAAACAGGAGACCCCUCAGGUACCGGAAGAGGAGGUAACAGCAUCUGGGGCAAGAAAUUUGAGGAUGAAUACAGUGAAUAUCUUAAGCACAACGUUAGAGGUGUUGUAUCUAUGGCUAAUAAUGGCCCAAAUACCAAUGGAUCUCAGUUUUUCAUCACCUAUGGCAAGCAGCCACAUUUGGACAUGAAAUACACAGUAUUUGGAAAGGUAAUAGAUGGUCUGGAGACUCUAGAUGAAUUGGAGAAGUUACCAGUAAAUGAGAAGACAUACCGACCUCUUAAUGAUGUACACAUUAAGGAUAUAACUAUUCAUGCCAACCCAUUUGCUCAAUAGUUAUAAUAGGCAUGGACAAAUACUUGGCAGACUAUUUGAGGAACACACCUAUUGUGGUUUACCCAGCUUGAAUUAUGUAAGAGAUUGUAUCAUCCUGCUUGUUUACAACUAAGAUCUUCUGAGUCCGUGGUACCAAGGGGAACCAAAUAACUUAUACUCUUAUGAUUGAGCAUAUAUUCUUUACUAUAACUAUAUCCAAUGUAUUUAAGUUUAAUUUUUUUAAAAAAAUGUUUACCUUUUGUUACAUAAAAACAAUUAUUUUUAAAUGCUGA
Myotis davidii is the source of this 1000-nucleotide messenger RNA. It is a transcript of the gene PPIL3, whose product is annotated as peptidylprolyl isomerase like 3. The record is from RefSeq and is a predicted model, not a curated record. The coding region runs from base 243 to 728 and encodes 161 amino acids. Gene Ontology annotation, biological process: protein peptidyl-prolyl isomerization; protein folding. The transcript is spliced from 8 exons. Gene Ontology annotation, cellular component: catalytic step 2 spliceosome. Gene Ontology annotation, molecular function: peptidyl-prolyl cis-trans isomerase activity. NCBI's taxonomy places the organism in Eukaryota, Metazoa, Chordata, Mammalia, Chiroptera, Vespertilionidae.